AUGAUUGCUGUCAGAGAUGCUUUGAAUCAGGCAAUAGACGAAGAGAUGCAACGAGAGGAAUGCGUAUUUGUGAUUGGAGAAGAGGUUGGUGCAUCUGGAGGAUGCCACGGGGUUACUGAGGGUCUUUACUGCAAGUAUGGCCGCUGGAGGGUUCUUGACACUCCAAUCAGUGAAAUGGGAUUCACAGGAUUGGCAGUGGGUGCUUCGUACCUUGGAUUAAGGCCGAUAGUCGAAUUCAUGACAUGGAACUUUGCUCUGCAAUCAAUCGAUCAUAUAAUCAAUUCUUGUGCAAAGACAUUGUACAUGUCUGGAGGAAUGAUUAGCUGUCCAAUUGUGUUUAGGGGGCCAAACGGUUUCAAUCCAGGAUAUGGAGCGCAGCAUACACAAGACUUCUGCGGGUAUUACGGUGCAGUUCCAGGAUUGAAGGUAGUUGCGCCAUACACAGCCAAAGAUCAUAAGGGCCUAAUGAAAGCAGCAAUCAGAGACAACAAUCCGGUUGUGUUCCUUGAGAAUGAAACCUUGUAUGACGAUGUAUAUGAAGAUGUUGCAGAUGGAUAUGUGCAAGCGCUGGACAGGGCUGUUGUUGAAGUUACUGGAACGGAUAUCACCCUGAUUGGAGUCUCUAUUUCUGUAAAAGUUUGUCUAGAGGCUGAAAAGCUGUUGAGAGCAAAGGGAAUUUCAGGAGAGGUGAUCAAUCUUGUAUCUGUAAGGCCCAUAGACAAGCAGGCGAUUGUUGCAUCGGCAAUGAAAACACGCAAUGUGUUUGUUGUUGAUUAUGCAUGGCCUUCGUUCAGCAUAGCAUCUGAAGUAUCUGCAAUUAUCCAUGAGAGCUGCUUUCAUUCUCUACACACACCUGUACAAAGAAUAAGCGGUAAGGAUAUUCCAACGCCAUAUUCCGAGAAUCUCGAGAAGAUGUCUUUUCCAACGCAUCUUGAUGUUGUGGAGGCAGUUAUGCGCACAUACAAGAAGCAAUAA
Messenger RNA from Ordospora pajunii, 975 nucleotides. RefSeq names its product pyruvate dehydrogenase. The record is from RefSeq and is a predicted model, not a curated record. Bases 1 to 975 code for a protein of 324 amino acids. The transcript has a single exon. Gene Ontology annotation, biological process: pyruvate decarboxylation to acetyl-CoA. NCBI's taxonomy places the organism in Eukaryota, Fungi, Microsporidia, Ordosporidae. Gene Ontology annotation, molecular function: pyruvate dehydrogenase (acetyl-transferring) activity.